Messenger RNA from Choloepus didactylus (southern two-toed sloth), 2765 nucleotides. Its product is annotated as centrosomal protein of 78 kDa-like. Lineage: Eukaryota; Metazoa; Chordata; Mammalia; Pilosa; Megalonychidae. The transcript has 16 exons. Gene Ontology annotation, molecular function: protein binding. Bases 287 to 2689 code for a protein of 800 amino acids. Gene Ontology annotation, cellular component: centrosome. The record is from RefSeq and is a predicted model, not a curated record.
CAGCCAGAUUGAACCGUAUCCUCCGCCGGAAGAACAACGAGGUGGGCGCCAACGGCCAGGGCCGCGAGGCGGGAGUUGGCGCGGGAGCGCGGCGUCGAGGGGCCGGACUAGCUUGGGCUGGGGCCCUGCUUCUUCGAAUCGAGAGUCUCCUCUUUCGAACGGCGUGGCGCCGCAGGUGGCCUGGCCGCGGGCACCGGGUGGUGGCGGGCGGCGAGCCCGGGGCUCCUAGCUGGGUGCGGGCGUCGUCUCCGCGGCAGGGGCCACCCCGGAGCCCGCCCCCCUCGGCAUGAUUGACUCGGUGAAGCUGCGCCGCGACAGCGCGGCCGACUUCUUCUCGCACUAUGAGUACCUGUGCGCGCUGCAGGACUCGGUGCCGCUGCCCGCCGUGCGCGCCUGCCUGCGGCAGGGCGUGCUGGACUUCAACGCUGACCGCCUCCGCGUCGUGGACUGGGCGCCGCUCCUGAGCUCCCUCAAGGUUAAUAAAGAUCUGCCCUUGAUCUCUAUAAAGAGCUACUUCCAACCGUGGCUUGGGGAAACAGGUUCUGAGAGAAAUAAAGUUUGCAGAAGUCGCAUUCCUGCAGUUAGAUCCAAAGAUGUGACCUUCCAGUUAUGUAAAGCUCUUAAAAGCUGUUUAAGUGCAUCAGGUAUUUUGAAGAACCUGGAAUUAAAUGGACUAGUUCUGAGAGAGAGAGAUUUAACUGCUUUAGCCAAGGGAUUGAACAAAUCGGCCUCUUUGGUGCACCUGUCUCUCGCAAAUUGUCCAAUUGGAGAUGGAGGUUUAGAAAUUAUUUGUCAAGGUAUAAAGAACUCUAUCACUCUUAAGACUGUAAACUUCACAGGGUGUAAUCUGACAUGGCAGGGAGCAGAUCACAUGGCCAAGAUCUUAAAGUACCAGACCAUGCGAAGGCAUGAAGAAACCUGGGCUGAGAGUCUUCGUUAUAGGAGACCUGAUCUUGACUGUAUGGCUGGCUUAAGGCGCAUCACUUUCAAUUGCAAUACACUCAUUGGUGACCUGGGCGCAAGUGCUUUUGCAGAAUGUCUUAGUGAAGAUUUAUGGCUUAGAGCACUCGACCUGCAGCAGUGUGGUCUCACCAAUGAAGGAGCAAAUGCUUUACUAGAGGCCCUUGAAACCAAUAGAACUCUGGUCGUUCUGGAUAUAAGAAAAAAUCCACUAGUUGAUCUUUCUGUGAUGAAAGCAGUUAUCAAAAAAGUUCUCCAGAAUGGAAGGAGUGCUAAGUCUGAGUACCACUGGAUAACUUCUCCAUCAGUAAAGGAACCACCCAAAACUGCUCGACAGAAAAAGAGAACUAUAAUUCUGGGAAGUGGUCGAAAAGGAAAAGCUACUAUUCGAAUAGGACUGGUUACAAAGAAACCUGUAAAUAAUGGAAGGAAACAUGCCUUUGAUAAAGAAUAUUAUGCUCCUGAACCCCUACCACCUGGUGUGUCUGGUUUCCUGCCAUGGCGUACUGCAGAACGUGCAAAAAGAAAUAGGGGUUUUCCAUUAAUCAAAACUCGUGAAGUGCACAGUCAGUUGCAGCCAUCAGAUUUUCCUGUAACUGUGACAGUAGAGAGUCCUUCUUCCUCAGAAAUCGAAGAAGUUGGUGAUUCUUCAGAAAGUGUUCAUGCAGAGCCUGGGAAAACCAGUUUAAAACAAGAAGCAUUACAGGAAAAGCUGGAUGAGUGCCUAAAGCAAUUAAAGGAGGAAAGAGUAAUAAGGCUUAAGGCGGAUAAAAGAGUCACUGAGCUGGAACAUGAAAAUGCCCAGUUAAGAAAUAUAAAUUUCUCUUUGUCUGAAGCUCUUCAUGCACAUUCAUUGACAAGCAUGAUCCUGGAUGAUGAAGGUGUUUUGGGCAGCAUUGAGAAUUCUUUUCAGAAGUUCCAUGCUUUCUUAGAUCUCCUUAAAGAUGCUGGGCUUGGGCAGCUAGCCACAAUGGCUGGUAUAGAUCAGUCAGACUUUCAUUUGCUAGGUCGUCCCCAGAUGAAUUCUACCAUUAGUAGUCCACCUAAAGAAGGAAAAAAGGCAUGUGAAGAAGAAAAAUCAGAACCAAAGCAGACUUCCCUAGGACAAAUGCAAAAUAUCCAAGUUUCUAUUUGUAUGCAGUCAGCUUACAAUGAAGGAACACUAAUGAAGUUUCAGAAAAUUACAGGUGAUGCUAGAAUUCCUUUGCCUCUCAACUCCUUCCAUGUCCCGGUUUCUACUCAGGAGGCCUUAGUAACUUCCAAAGACAACCUGGAAGUUCCAGUCACUGAGCAGCAUCAGGGGUCUUUGGAAGAAUUCAUUGCUAGAGCAUGUUCUCCUUUGGCAGAGGUGAUUUCUAGAACUGGAAGUCAAGGAAAAGAGGAGGAGUUGUCCAGAAGUAGCAAAUCUUCUUCAGAGAAAAUGACCAAAACAGGUGACUAUAUCAAAAGACACUCUGCUAAGAAACAAACUGGAAAGGAUCUGCAUUCCUACUCUGCUGUAAACCGGAGGAGCAAAGGAAUCAGGGAAAAUAGUUCUUUGACUAAUGAACCAAUUAAAAGUGAGCCUUUGAAAAAACACAUUUCUGCCAAGAAAGAAAGUGGAAUAGUGACCGUUUCAUCUAAGACAAAUAAAAUUAAACCCAAUCCACUAGAACAUUCUGAAAGUGAUACACUUGGAUCUGAUUUUGAAUUUGAAGAAAGCAUCCAUGCACUAUCACGCCUGACAUAGGUCUAAAUCUUUUGAAAUUAUGUUUUUGCCUUCAAUUUUAAUAAAUUCCUUUGUUUUCGUUAUGGCAUAUGGUGUU